Helianthus annuus (common sunflower) is the source of this 2402-nucleotide messenger RNA. RefSeq lists its product as uncharacterized. The coding region runs from base 1085 to 2176 and encodes 363 amino acids. NCBI's taxonomy places the organism in Eukaryota, Viridiplantae, Streptophyta, Magnoliopsida, Asterales, Asteraceae. The transcript has 3 exons. The record is from RefSeq and is a predicted model, not a curated record.
AAUGUUACCACAUCUAAAAGAAGGAAAUGUAAUAACUAGGUUAUUAAACCUAGUUAAAUGCUUUGUUAAAAGAAAUAAGGAUAUAAAUUUGGGUUAAGUAUGAACAAGGGAGAAACAUGAGGGGUUGAAAAUGGGCAAAGAGAAAGGCAAAAUAUAAAACAAAAAAAUUAAAAAUCACACAACCCAUUCUGGGCGUAUGUGUGUGUGUUCGAGCAGAGGAGAAGAAAAGAGGGGGAAACCCCUCAUGAACCCUAAUCAACGAAAUUGGAUGCGAAUUGGGCUGAAUUCGAACUUGCAUGAGUCGAAAUAGUGAUUAUCUAAGCAAGCUUUAGCCAAGCGUUAGGGAUCACAUGGAAAUGGACUCAAGCAAGAAAGACUAACGGGUCAAGAGGAGACAAGGAAGGGAAUACGAAAACGGACGCUCAAGGAAUGAGUACAUCGGAUUCUUAUGAAAUUUAAGCUGAAUCCGGAACAAGAGAAGGAGAAGGGUUAUUCGAAUGGAUCAAGUUACAUUAUCGAACGUUAUUCAAUCUUUAAUUAUUUGAGAUUAAUGUUAUAUGAUGUUGUCAUCGACUAAUGGCUAAGUUGUAUGUGAUGCCCACAGGUACUACACGGACUUGUUCUGCUGCUAAGGAAGUGAAGCGGACGUAGAUCGAGUCAAGAGCAAGGAUUGUACGGAUAGAUCGGUCACAUAGUUGAAGUAUAUAAUGUCUAGAAAUCUAAAUUUUAGUAUGAAUGUGAUACGGAUCCCCCAUGAUCCACCCAACUAUUAGCCCCAUGUUCUCCUGAUCAAUCCCACGUUUAUUUGCAUUAGUUGUUAGUCUUUUAUUUUUGUUAUUUCAAUUCCUAGAAGUUAGUGGGUAGUUGAACCACUAACCCUUCUUCCUUAUUUCCUGCAUUGCAUUACGUGCAUAUUUGUAAGCCUUUAAAAAGGCAUGUUUGGUGUUUUAAUGGAGAACAUGAAAAAUUGAUCAAAAAAUCUCUUAAGUUUACUGUUCUUAUUGUUCUUUUAUUUUGGGAGACCACCGAUCUCGAACUCGGUUCUAUCAUUUGGUGCUUUCAUUCUUCGUCUUCACCUCCCGACAUGCCGCCCCGUCGUGAACCCACCUCCGAUAACCCUUCCACAGAUGAUUUGCUUACCUCCCUCGCCGAAUCCGUCAACAAAUUGAUCACCUCCAACACCGCAGCCACCAACCAGAUGGUUUCCGGUCAAGAGCAACACAACGCUCAUCUGGAUAUCAUCAUCAAACAGUUGGCAGCUCAAUAUGAGCAAACAAACAACCUCAUUGCUACCCUUCUUCGCCCCGAUCCGAACAGACCUGGCCCUUCCGGGUCGAACACUCCGCCACCUCCACCACCGCCACCUCCACCACCACCGCCGCCGCCACCACCACCUCCUACCAAUCACAACCCCAAACCACCGAAGAUUACCCUUCCCAUGUUUGAUGGUUCGAACCCAUUGGAUUGGCUCUUCCAAGCCAAUAACUACUUUAACUACUACUCCGUUUCAGACGCUCAACGGCUUUAUUUAGCUGUGUUCUACUUCACCGGUGAUGCACUGAGUUGGUACAAGCAUCUCUCCAACAACAGGUUACUCGGAAGUUGGUCGGAAUUUUCCCGAUCUUUGGAGCUCCGAUUUGGUCCUUCUUCCUACGAGAAUCACCAGGCGACCCUUUUCAAACUCCAGCAAACAACCACUGUGGCCGCGUAUCAAACUGAGUUUGAACGACUCACCAACAGGGUCAUCGGUUUAUCGCCCGAGACACUGAAGAAUUGUUUCAUUUCCGGCCUUAAACCGGACAUUCAAAGUGAACUAGCUAUCCAUCAUCCUCAAACAUUGCAUCAAACAUAUGGAUUAGCUCGUUUAAUUGAAGACAAGCUUCAUACCGGGAUUCUUUCUCCGACUGUGGAACUGAGUCCGAGUCAACUCACACCGGCGUCAACUCCAUCACACCCGUUGAAGCGCCUCACUCAAGCAGAAAUGCAAGCCAAGAAAGCUGCCGGCAUUUGUUUCCAUUGUGACGAAAAGUUCCAGCCGGGGCACCGUUGCAAAACGCCACAAUUCUUAUUGUUUGAACCACCAACGGAACCGCCAUGGGCCGCCUCGACUACACAUGUGGGUCGUGAGGACACGACCCGUUUUAAUGGGGCGGGUAUUGAUACGGAUCCCCCAUGAUCCACCCAACUAUUAGCCCCAUGUUCUCCUGAUCAAUCCCACGUUUAUUUGCAUUAGUUGUUAGUCUUUUAUUUUUGUUAUUUCAAUUCCUAGAAGUUAGUGGGUAGUUGAACCACUAACCCUUCUUCCUUAUUUCCUGCAUUGCAUUACGUGCAUAUUUGUAAGCCUUUAAAAAGGCAUGUUUGGUGUUUUAAUGGAGAACAUGAAAAAUUGAUCAAAAAAUCUC